AUGGGUGUCCAGCUUCCCGACCUGCAGUUUACGUCGCUCGAGGUCAUCCCCGAGCGCAUCUCCACCGUCCGCAAGUCUUUCUUGGAGAACAAGACCCGCGAUGUCGAGUUCCGUCUCGUGCAGCUUCGCAAGCUCUACUGGGCCAUCAAGGACCAUGAGGAGGAGAUCGUCGAGGCUUGUGCCCAGGACUUGAACAAGCCACGCUUCGAGGCCGAGGUCGCGGAGAGCGGUUGGUUGCUCAACGAUAUCGUCUUCACCACACGCAACCUCCACAAGUGGGUGAAGGAUGAGAAGGCUCCCGAUAUCGAGCUUUCCUUCAAGUUCAUGAGCCCCAAGAUCCGAAAGGAUCCCCUGGGCAGCGUGUUGGUCAUCGGUGCCUUCAACUUCCCCUUCCAGCUCACUAUGGGCCCCGUCAUCGGUGCCAUCGCCGCCGGUAAUACCGUCGUCAUCAAGCCCUCCGAGAACGCUCCCCGCAGCGCCGCCGUUAUGCAAAAGAUCUGCGAGGCCUCGCUCGACCCCUCCUGCUACUCCGUCGUUCAAGGUGGUGUCCCCGAGACACAGGCUCUGCUCGCUGAGCGCUGGGAUAAGAUUUUCUUCACUGGUGGUGCCAACGUUGGUCGUAUCAUCGCCAAGGCCGCCGCUCCUCACUUGACCCCCGUUGUCCUCGAGCUAGGCGGUAUCAACCCGGCCAUCGUCACUAAGAAUGCCGACCCGCGCCUGGUUGCGCGCCGCAUGCUAUGGGGCAAGAUCUUGAACGCUGGCCAGGUUUGCACGUCGCAGAACUAUCUGCUUGUUGAUAAGGAAAUUGUGCCCAGAGUUAUCGAGGAGUUCAAGAAGGCCUAUGCAGAGUUCUACCCCAAGGGUGCUAAGAACUCGCCCGAUUACUCGCGCAUUAUCAAUGAGGCUCACUUCCAGCGCCUGAAGUCUAUGCUCGAUAACACUAAGGGCAAGAUCUUGCUUGGUGGUACCAUGGAUGAGAAGGAGCUCUUCAUCGAGCCUACCGUUAUCCAGGUUGACUCUGUUGAGGAUUCGCUGUGCACACAGGAGAGCUUCGGUCCUUUCAUUCCAAUCUUGCCCGUUGAGAACUUGGACGAAGCUAUCAACCUCGCCAACGGCGUUCAGAGCACCCCGCUGGGCCUGUACCCCUUCGGCUCCAAGGCCGAAAUUGCUAAGAUUAUUAACUCUACCCGCUCCGGUGGUGUCUCCGUCAAUGACGCCGCUCUGCACAUCCCCACCCUGCCCUUCGGCGGUGUCGGCGAGAGUGGCUACGGUGCCUACCGUGGCCGCUCCAGCUUCGAUGUCUGGGUUCACCGCCGCCCCAUCACCACCAGCCCUGGCUGGCUCGAGUCUAUCCUCUCCAUCCGCUACCCACCGUACGCCGGUAAGCUGAGCAAGUUCAAGGCCGCCAGCACUCUGGUGCCGGACUUUGACCGCAGCGGCCAGAAGGUGACGCUUGGCUGGUUGCGCUUCAUCCUGACGCUGGGUGGCGGAAGUGCGAAGGCUGGAGCUGGCCGUGCUGUUGUUGCUGCUGCUCUUGCCUACUUCGUGCUCCAAGUCCUCGAAAAACGAUCGUCGAAAUUGUGA
This is a messenger RNA of Penicillium subrubescens, 1584 nucleotides long. RefSeq names its product hexadecenal dehydrogenase. The transcript has 5 exons. Gene Ontology annotation, biological process: aldehyde metabolic process. Lineage: Eukaryota; Fungi; Ascomycota; Eurotiomycetes; Eurotiales; Aspergillaceae. Gene Ontology annotation, molecular function: aldehyde dehydrogenase (NAD+) activity. The coding region runs from base 1 to 1584 and encodes 527 amino acids. The record is from RefSeq and is a predicted model, not a curated record. Gene Ontology annotation, cellular component: cytoplasm.